Molecule: messenger RNA, 1626 nt
Organism: Penicillium egyptiacum
Lineage: Eukaryota; Fungi; Ascomycota; Eurotiomycetes; Eurotiales; Aspergillaceae
Source: the annotation of a GenBank genome assembly
AUGCUGACUUCCUCGGUAAUAGCCUCUGGCAUGGUGAUCCCAUCUGCUCAGGAACCUCCUUCUACUUCGACCAUGUCUAAUGGCUACCCUAUUUCGCCGGUCGCCGACAAUACCCACGCGGAUGGCGAUGCGGUGACCCAACGUGAGCGCAGUCCGUCCGAGCCCAUGGAGUCUCAUCCUGUCUCCGAGUCCUCCCCCGAGCCCGAUGCCGCGGACGACUCAUAUGACGGCGCGUCUGCCGAUUCAGAUGCGGAAGAUGAGGACGUAGCGGACGACAACAGCGAUUAUGACGCCAACACAUACAGCCGUGAAAACUCUUCAUCCCCUCACCCCGUCCGUGGUGCGAAGCGCAAAUCCUCACCGGCUAGCGAAACCGACCUGAUCAGACAAAAUCCCGAUCUGUAUGGACUUCGACGAAGUGGUCGUGCUCGUACAACCCGCCAUAUCGCCGACUCAUCUGAUUCAGACUCAGAUGAUGUUGCACCACGUACUAAGCGUCGUCGCAAAGAUCCAUCCCAACAACCAUCUAAAGCCUCGCGAUCGGCUACUGUGUCGUCCCUAUCCGAGUCCGACAGUGAUGAGUAUGGUGGAAAGAGUGCUCGUGCUAGCAAAGCGAGGAGGCGACGUCUCCAACAAACUGCUAGCUAUGAGCCCUCAUUGAACGAGGUCCGCUUCUCAACACGAACCGCCAAGAAGGUGUCAAAUUACAACGAGGAUGAUGAGGAAGAUGAAGCCAUGUUUGAAGAUGACCCAGAAGAUCUUGCACCGAACUACUGGGUGGAGAGUUAUGUAGAGGACACUCGCCCCGCUGUCGACGUCGUCCUGAACCACCGCCUUAAGGAGGGCAUCGACCCAAAAGCCAAUGAUCUCGGCCGCAACGACUUUGAGUUUUGUAUCAAGUGGCAGGACAAAUCACACUAUCAUGCUACAUGGGAAAGCAAUGAAUCUAUUGCCAACUUCCGCAGCACGCGACGCGUGGAUAAUUAUGUUCGGAAGGUGCUCAAUGAGGAUAUUCGGUUGCAGUACAAUGUCGACGCCCCUCCUGAAGACCGCGAAAAGUGGAACCUCGAUCGCGAACGAGACGUCGAGGCCAUAGAGGAUUACAAAAAUGUUGAACGAGUCAUUGGUGUACGUGAUGGCGAGGAUGGUACCACGGAAUACCUUGUAAAAUGGAAACGCCUCUUCUACGAUUCCUGUACUUGGGAACCAGAGGACCUGGUUAGUGAGAUCGCACAGCGUGAGGUUGACCGAUUCUUGGACCGCACCGCUCGACAACCCAUCUCCGACAAAAACGAGAUGAAUGUUGCCACGCGUAAAUCCUUCGAGCCCAUCCACGGAACCCCCAGUUUCUUGCAGAAUGGAGAACUCAAGGACUUCCAAGUCAAAGGUCUAAACUUUCUGGCUUUCAAUUGGGUCAGGGGUCGCAAUGUGGUUUUGGCAGAUGAGAUGGGUCUCGGAAAGACAGUACAAACUGUCUCGUUCAUCAACUGGAUGCGCCAUGUCAGGCGACAGCAAGGGCCAUUUAUCGUCAUCGUCCCCCUAUCUACUAUGCCAGCAUGGGCUGAUACUUUCGAUCACUGGACACCGGACCUGAACUACGUUGUCUACAACGUAUGCGAUGAAUGA